Messenger RNA from Rangifer tarandus platyrhynchus (Svalbard reindeer), 1296 nucleotides. The record is from the annotation of a GenBank genome assembly. NCBI's taxonomy places the organism in Eukaryota, Metazoa, Chordata, Mammalia, Artiodactyla, Cervidae.
AUGAGGCUGUCCGUGACUGCCCUGCUGGUUACUCUGGCCCUUUGCUACUACGAGGCAACAGCUGCCUCCAACAUGAAGCUGGUGAUGGUCCUCACGCUGGCGGCCCUCUCCCUGUGCUGCUAUGCAGGUCCUGGCUGUUCUCUUCUUGGCAACGUGAUUGAAAAAGCAAUUGAUCCCACUGUGUCCAAGGAUGAAUACAGAGACUAUGUUCAAGCGUUCACACAGAGUAAAACUGAGGAAAACGCUGUAGAUGAAUUAAAGCAAUGUUUUCUCCAGCAGUCCAAUGAAACUCUGGCCAAUUUCGAGCAGAUGAUGGCGCGGAGCCGUUGCCCGCCGAGCGGUUGCCAGCUGAGCGGAUCCGUCGCCAUGAACACCAUCGUCGUCGUGGUCCACGGUGGCGGAGCCAGCAACAUCUCCAAGGAGCGCAAAGAGCGGGUGCGCCAGGGCAUCCUCAGAGCCGCCACCGCGGGUUACAACAUCCUCAAACAGGGAGGGAGCGCCGUUGACGCGGUCGAAGGAGCCGUGACAGUGCUGGAAGACGAUCCCGAAUUCAACGCAGGUUGUGGAUCUGUCUUGAACGAAAAUGGGGAGGUUGAAAUGGAUGCCAGUAUCAUGAAUGGGAAAGACCUGUCUGCAGGGGCGGUGUCUGCAGUCCGCUGUAUCGCAAAUCCCAUUAAACUUGCACGACUUGUUAUGGACAAGACACCUCACUGCUUUCUGACUGACCAAGGUGCAGCAAAAUUUGCAGCAGCCAAUGGGAUUCCCACAAUUCCUGAACAACAGCUGGUAACAGAAAGAAGCAAAAAACACCUGGAAAAAGAAAAGCUUGAAAAAGAUGCUCAGAAAGCAGACUGUCAGAAAAACUUGGGGACUGUGGGUGCUGUUGCCGUGGACUGCCAAGGAAACGUGGCUUACGCAACCUCAACGGGGGGCAUCGUCAACAAGAUGCUGGGCCGCGUCGGGGACACGCCGUGUAUAGGAUCUGGAGGUUACGCUGACAAUAACAUCGGCGCCGUCUCCACAACGGGGCACGGUGAGAGCAUCCUGAAGGUGAAUCUGGCCAGACUCGCGCUCUUCCAUGUUGAACAGGGAAAAUCACUAGAAGAAGCUGCCGACGCGUCGUUGGGUCACAUGAAGUCCAAGGUCAAAGGCGUAGGUGGUAUCAUCAUGGUCAACAAAGCAGGAGAGUGGGCGGUGAAGUGGACCUCCACGUCCAUGCCCUGGGCGGCCGCCAAGGACGGCAAGCUCUGCUCGGGCAUUGACGGCGGCGACACGAGCAUCAUUGACCUGUCCUAA